Drosophila miranda is the source of this 669-nucleotide messenger RNA. It is a transcript of the gene a10, whose product is annotated as putative odorant-binding protein A10. Bases 33 to 482 code for a protein of 149 amino acids. NCBI's taxonomy places the organism in Eukaryota, Metazoa, Arthropoda, Insecta, Diptera, Drosophilidae. The record is from RefSeq and is a predicted model, not a curated record. The transcript is spliced from 2 exons.
CAGUGGAAUCUGAAAAUUUUCUUUAUUUCAAAAUGUCGCGUACCGGUAUUAUCUUGUAUCGCACGGCUGUGGUGAUGACGUUAAUGUGCGUUUUUUGCAUCCAAAUAAAUGGACUUCCGCAUCCACCGCUGACCACUUUAGCCCCGCGGUUAGAUGGCGUCUACGACGAAAAGUUUGAUAAUGUAGAUUUGGACGAGAUAUUGAUCCAGGAGCGAUUACUUAACAACUAUAUCAAGUGCCUGGAGAGUGCCGGCCCCUGUACACCCGAUGCAAAAAUGCUAAAGGAAAUCUUACCCGAUGCAGUUUUGACUGAUUGCACCAAAUGUACAGAAAAGCAAAAAAUUGGCGCUGAGAAGGUGACCCGCCAUCUUAUUGAUAAUCGACCUAACGACUGGGAGCGUCUUGAGAAAAUUUACGAUCCGGAGGGUACCUAUCGGAUUAAGUACCAAAAGUCGAAGGCCAAUGGCAACAAGUCAUUGUAAAUGUUAUGAAGCAGUUGCACAAGCGACCCAUAAAUCUUCGUUAUUACGGCGUAAAUGAGACGAGGAGUACUUUUUAUCAUUUCGUUUUUUUUUUUUUAAUUUAAUUUUAAAUUUUGAAAUUUUUGUUGUAACCCAAGUUUGUGAAAUAUGAAUUACAAUAAACUUAAUCUGCGUGCUUUGACCUGAG